Molecule: messenger RNA, 435 nt
Organism: Peronospora farinosa
Lineage: Eukaryota; Oomycota; Peronosporomycetes; Peronosporales; Peronosporaceae
Source: the annotation of a GenBank genome assembly
AUGGCUCGAAUGCUGAUUUUCUUUUCCCAGUUUGACUUUGUCUUACAUCAUGUGAAAGGACAAUCAAAUGUCGUGGCCGACGCUUUAUCUCGUCCGCCUGUGACUGGCGAGCAUUCCAAAGAGCUCACGGUGCCUACGUUCCAUGUUCCAGAUCUGUCGCACGUUGUACAUGAGUAUACAGAGGAGUGUAAUCUUCCCUUUACUCUUUUGGACAAGCACAUGGUGCACUCUGUCCCCCUUCAGUACAUUCCGCUGGAUGUAUCCCAACUCUUACUUGACGAUGUGAAGAUGAGGGGGGAGAGUCGUCCGAUAGAAGUCGCUCAGGAGAAAAUCCACAACGCCGAGUUUCACGUUGUGCGCGCACAUAUCAGCAAAAAAGUGCGGAAAGCGAUUCAGCAAGGAUAUCGCAAGGACAAGUUCUUCAAGAAUAUCUGA